AUGUUUCGGUGUGUUGCAUUGUAUCGGACUGUCUGUCGUGUUUUCCUUUAUUCUACUAGAUUCCACCCGAAAAAGGUGCUAAUCCUGAGCAAAAUUACGCGGUACGAAUUUGAGAAGCGUCUGCAUCAAGUUGCUCUUAGGCUUUACCUAGGAAGAUUAGAAGGAAAAAACAGAAGAAACUUUAUCCAUCACAGUUAUUUACAAACAAUCCAGUCCGAACUUGACGAAGCGGGUGUGGAGUCUAAGGUUGUCCAGAGAUUCGACUACACAGAGGAUGUGAUUAACUGGGCUGAUGCGGUGAUGACAGCAGGUGGCGAUGGAACGUUUUUACUCGCGGCAUCUCGUAUUCAUCAAAGAGAUAAACCUGUGAUUGGCAUAAAUACGGACCCACAAGGAUCCGAAGGAUAUAUGUGUUUGAUGAGAAAACAGUCUAAGGAACAUUUCCGACCAGCUUUGCAUCGUCUACUGAACGGAGAUUUCCAUUGGCUGUAUCGGCAACGUAUACGUAUAACGCUUUCUGGCGAGUCAUAUGCGGGAGUCGGGGAUUCCAUUGAAUUGCAUGACCAGCAGUUAAACACUAUUCCGGCCACAACGCGGUGGAUGGAUAGUUUUUCUCAACCAUCAACUUCAGCAACUCCUCUGGAUAGCAUGAAAUUCCUUCUUCCUAGGAAACGAGCACGAUCACCGCCCAGAAGAGUGACGAUGCAGUUGCCUGUACUUGCCCUAAAUGAAGUUUUCAUUGGAGAAAGCCUUUCAUCUCGAGUUUCAUACUAUGAAAUACAGAUUGAUAAUGGAAAAAUGACUAAGCAAAAGAGCAGUGGCAUAGCGAUAUGCACAGGGACUGGAUCAACGUCGUGGUACUUUAAUAUUAAUAAAUUAACUGAGCAAUGCGUUUCUGAUUUGUUACGAAUAACGUCGGAACAUUGUGGAGUACAACUACCGGCGGAUGAUAAACAAGUGGUGACUGACAUAUGCACAAAGUUCAAUCAGCAGCUUAUUUUCGAACCUGACUCAUUACGAAUGGCGUUUACGGUGCGCGAUCCGAUAUUCAAUUCGACAUUUUCACCUAUAACGCCACGUGGAUUUGCCGAAAAAAUCCGCGUAAAAAGCCGAGGAUACGACGCCCAUUUGGUCGUGGAUGGCGCCGUUUCUUAUCGAUUCAAUGAUGGGGCUGAAGCGUUUGUGGAAGUACGCGAAGAGGAUGCACUACAAACUGUGGUCUUCAGAUAG
Molecule: messenger RNA, 1230 nt
Organism: Angiostrongylus costaricensis
Lineage: Eukaryota; Metazoa; Nematoda; Chromadorea; Rhabditida; Metastrongylidae
Source: the annotation of a GenBank genome assembly